Messenger RNA from Coffea arabica (coffee), 1860 nucleotides. RefSeq lists its product as uncharacterized. Gene Ontology annotation, molecular function: transmembrane transporter activity. Lineage: Eukaryota; Viridiplantae; Streptophyta; Magnoliopsida; Gentianales; Rubiaceae. Gene Ontology annotation, biological process: transmembrane transport. The record is from RefSeq and is a predicted model, not a curated record.
UUUCACCUGCAGACGAAAAGUGGCAAAUUAACUUGAUGCUCCAAUUGGCUUAUUCUGAGUUGACAGCAACAAACCAUCAUCCGCAGUUGGCCGGCGGAGCGUAUUAAUGUUCUUGCUUGUGUGUGUGUGCGUGUGUGUGCGUGAGAGUCAUAAGAGCAAGACGAGGGUGUUGAGGAGAGUUGAAAGAAAUGGUUGGAAUGUGGUGGUGGAAAAACAAGAGAGAGGUGCGACUACUGGUGCACCUACUGCUGCCACUGAGUGUUCACUUUGUAGCCGAAGAGAUGACAAAAUCGGUUCUUGUGGACGUCACCACUAAUGUACUUUGUCCAGGCCAGUCCACAUGCCCGGAGGCCAUCGACCUCAAUGGUCUUCAACAAACCACUGUUGGAAUCUUCAAGAUGGUGGUUCUUCCAGUUCUAGGUCAACUUUCAGAUGAUUAUGGUCGAAAGCCACUCCUCCUUGCAACAUUUUCUGCUGAUAUUCUUCCUUUCGCUGUGCUCGCAAUCAAUAAAUCAAAGGGGUUUGUGUAUGCGUUCUACGUUUUGCGGUUUGUUUCUCUGAUCUUCAGUCAAGGAAGUAUUUACUGCAUUGCUGCUGCUUACCUGGCGGAUGUUGUUGAUGACAACAAGAAGGCUACAGGUUUUAGCUGGAUGAUGGGCCUAAUUUCUGCAUCCCGUGUCCUGGGAAAUGUUCUUGCUCGUUUUCUUCCUGGGACUUGUUUUUUUGAGGUUGCAAUAGCCCUCCUGAUCUUUUGUCCUGUAUAUAUGACACUCUUUCUGGCUGAGACUGUAACUCCAGCUCCAAAGGUUGACCAGUGUCUGCCAUACUUCAAGAAGGCGUUUAAGCUUAUUCAAGAACAAUAUGACAAUAUCAGAUAUGCUGCGAGUGUGGUUAUUAGCAGCCCUACACUGAAGUCCGUUUCACUUGCUUUAUUCUUCUAUGAAUUGGGGAUGUCUGGCGCCACUAGCACUCUACUGUAUUAUCUGAAGGCGGCUUUUGGUUUCGACAAAAAUCAAUUUUCAGAAAUUUUGAUGGUGGUUGAUAUAGGUGCAGUCAUUUCUCAGUUGCUGGUGCUUCCGAUCAUCACCCCUUUGGUUGGAGAGAAACUUAUCCUUUGUGCAGCGUUACUCUCGAAUGCAGUAUAUGCCUUGCUUUUUGGCUUAGCCUGGGCACCAUGGGUAACCUACUUUAUUGCUGCUUUCGGAGUUGUUAACGUCCUCGUGAGACCUUCUAGCUCUGCUCUCAUAUCCAAAGCAGCAAGUUCAACUGAUCAGGGAAAGGCACAAGGAAUUAUUUUAGGCGUCCAGUCAUUUUCGAGUUUGUUGUCGCCACUAGCAAUGACACCACUAACCAACUUGUUCCUGUCAAGAGAUGCACCAUUCAACUGCAAAGGCUUCAGCUUUGUGUGUGCAUCUUUAUCUGUGGCUAUUGCACUUUGUUUCGCUUUUAUGUUGAAGCCAAAUACUUCGAAGAAACCCUUGGAGGUUGAUGCAGAACACAAUAAAGCACCACUUUUGUCAUAGCGUAUAUAUGGUGCCAAGGAGGAGUCGGCAUCCUCUGAAGCUGUAGAAGCAUCACUCUCGUCAUAUUGUCUGGUGCUAGUAACCCCAUUUAAACUGGUCGGCAAGCCCUUCGAUGCUGUGGUCUUUUGCCAACCUAGAGUUGUAUCUAUGAUUUGGUCUCAUUCUCAUGUAAUAUGGCCAUUGGCCUAUUUCUGAAUAAUGUGUGUGUGUGUGUGUUUCAAUCUAUAGUUCUGUUAUGCUUCAUUUGCAUUCCUUUCUGAGCGUGAUGCCUGAUUUGUACUCCGUUCAUUGACUGUUUUUCAAGUGAUUUCCUGGUCAUAAUUCACACUAGAUUCCU